AUGCCAGACCAGAAAGAGAGUCGACCGGCAAAGCAACGGCGAACCCACGGAACGCCACUGCUCGAUCAAUCUAGUCCGAUCGAAGAUGACGAAGACUCUUCAAGUUCCUCGUCGUCCUCGUCUGUACGCCUACCAACGUCCCGACUUGCUCAUCGAUUAUUAAAACACACCAAUCCACCACCUACAGAGAGAUCUGCCGGCGACGGCCAAAGCGGAGACGAAGACGAGGAUGACGAGACGACAUCGUCUUCAGAUUCCGAGGAUUCCGACAGCGAAGAGUCGUCUGAGGAAGAGGAUCAGGACAGCGAGGACGAGGCCGAGGACGAAAAUGAGGGUGUCGAGGAUCAUCUCGAUGCCAGCGACUCAGGAGUGCCGCAAUUCACCACGUUACCUGCUCCAGCAUCGGACCUCAAGUCUCGUUUGCAGAGUUUCCUGCCACAACUACGGCAAGCAAAUGCGGAACUCGACAACGGUGGAGGAGUGGUUGACAGAAGAAUUGACCACGUAUCAGACGAGGAGGAGCAUUACAUCGAGAUGGAAGUGGGUCUCGGCGUGCUGUCUGAGGAGAAGAGCGAUGCCACCCAAAUACGGCUUCCUCGUUCACCUUCUGGUGAGAACGAACUAGACCAAGACGAGAUCAAAGAUGGACCAGAGGACUCACAAACCGGCGUGUCGCGAUUGUUGGGCACCAAUGGGACAAAAGGGACGAAGCGGAAAAUCGAAGAGCUAUGA
Messenger RNA from Fonsecaea pedrosoi CBS 271.37, 732 nucleotides. RefSeq lists its product as uncharacterized. The record is from RefSeq and is a predicted model, not a curated record. Lineage: Eukaryota; Fungi; Ascomycota; Eurotiomycetes; Chaetothyriales; Herpotrichiellaceae. Gene Ontology annotation, biological process: box C/D snoRNP assembly. Bases 1 to 732 code for a protein of 243 amino acids. The transcript has a single exon.